CUUGGGAAAGCGGAAGUCUUUUAGAAGCUAUGGCUAACUGGAGGGAAGGAUUUUGAAGUUUGACAAGAUAACAAAUAAUAGACAAGUCUAAAUGCAAAAAAUGCCUUCUGAAUAAAUACCAGGACAUGUUUGCAUACAUAGUUACACGGGUAUUUAAAAAAUAAAAUGUUGUUUGGAGUAAGUUAGCGUAUCGCAAAAGUAUAUUUAUACGAGGCUUUAAGACGUCACGAAAUGUGGAAACUGAUCCCCGUGGAAGCUGGGGGAGAGUCAUACUAUCUUCUACCGGGCAAACAGUACGUGGUGGGUCGCAAGAACUGUGAAAUACUUCUGCAGAAUGACCAGUCCAUCAGCCGUAUUCACUCGCAUCUUGCAGUGAGUGCCCAGAACAGUAGCCAGAAUGAGCCCAUCGAGUUUACUGUGAAGGACGGCUCAAAAUAUGGCACUUUUGUGAACGAGGAACGUCUAGCCAAUGGCACACCAAAAGUUUUACAUUCUGGGGAUAGACUGACAUUUGGAGUCUUCCACAGCAAGUUCAGGGUGGAAUAUGAGCCCUUGGUGGUGUGUUCAUCUUGUGUGGACAAUGAGGGGAAGGCAGCCUUGUUGCAGAUCGUUCAGCUGCUGGGGGGCCAGUUGGUGAACAGCUGGAACCAGGACUGCACACACCUGGUCAUGUCUUCUGUGAAGGUCACCAUCAAGACGAUCUGCGCCCUCGUUUGCUGCCGUCCAAUAGUGAAGCCGGAGUACUUCAGUGAGCUCUGGAACGCCCUUCAGCAGAGACUUACCCCACCUACGGUUGACAGUUUUUACCCUGAAAUAGAUGAGCCUACUUUACGUAAAGAGGAUGUAGACCUCAGUGCCAGGCCUGAACGAAAAAGCCUAUUUCAUGGGAAGACAUUCAUUUUCCUCAAUGGCAAACAGCAAAAGCGCCUGAAUUCAGUUGUGGAUUUUGGAGGGGGGCGGAGCCAGCUGCUGGAGGAGGGGUCUUUGCCCCUUCCCACCCUGGAGUCAUCGGGAAGCUGCGUGGUUGACAUGGUGACCGGAAACUCCCAGGCCCUCUUGCCCACAGCCGCAAAGUGGAAUGACUCUGUGGCAGCAGUCCUGCGCAGGAAGGGCCUUCGAUUAAUCGCAGAGUCGGAGAUCGGCCUGGCCACCAUCUACAUCUCCACAGACAUGUACUGCAAUCCGCUGUCAAAGAUGGAAUCGGAAACGGCCAGAAGGAGGCCAUCGAUUCCCACUGCAACGCUGUCUCAGAGUGCGGCAGUGGAUGAAACCGUGCUGCCCGCCAUUUCACAAAACAUCACCGCCUACGCCCCCGACACUGAACCUCCACAGGAUACCAGCAGAAUGGGCACCGGCGGUCUGGGCGCUGUGGCCGAAACUCCAGAGAAGCGUCAGGGAUGGGCCAGGCCGCCCAGCAAGGCAGCCACAGCAAUGGCACCAUCCGGCAAAGGAGCCAGGGCGGAGGAACCGCACCUCACGUCCACCGUGGCAGAGACCAUGAUGUCAGCCAGCAGCACCCAGGCCGGUGCGACCUCCAUGGUCCGGGGAGACAAGCCUGCAGUGACGUCCCGGCUCAAAGGCGACAGCUCAACAGCUGCCAAACCGCUCCUUACUAAUGGGCACAAGAACACGUCCCCUGAGAAGCAGUCCAAUUCUCUCACUAACUACUUCCAGCCCAUCAGCAAAAAAAGAACACGGGAGGGGAGUGACCCCGCUGACGGUAGUGAAGCCAAGACCCCCAGGAGGGAAGCUGAGGAGGACAUCCCAGGGCUGAGAGAGUCCGUUCCCCAGCACAGUAACCCUGGGAGACCAACCCCACAGGCUGCCCCAGUGCCCAAACCCUGCUUCGCAACCCCUGUGCCAAGAGGGCCAAACAGUGGAGCGGGUCAAGGACCCAACUCAUACUCCUCGAAGGAGUCUCUGCAGACCCGUGCCUCUGUAGAGGCUGUCCAGAUGCCCCCCUCCAACAAGAGGAAGGAAAUGGCUUCACCUGACCCAGUGGAGGAGAUUGAAAUGGACGACCUGGAGUCUAUCAUGUCUCAGCCUAUGGAAGAGCAGGAUGUUCCUGCCACACCCAGUAAAAAACAAUGUUUGGAAACUGCAGUCGAGAUCAAGCAGGAAGAGGUGUCUUUUACAGAGGCCUCCAAACCAGAGGAAGGAAUGGCACUAAAACAGGAAAAGGAGGCUGAACACCAAGAAACUAAGGUGCCCAGAGCAUCCCACCAGGUUGAAAAUGGGGAGAACCUCCCCAAGAACCUUCUACUGGUAGAGUUUAAGUCCCUCAUCGUGAGCAACUCUGUGAGGUCCAGACCUGGUGCCCUUCAGCUCCGGGACGCCAACCAGAAGAACUUCAAAAGGUUCCGGAAGGCAUCCGUGCCCGGGGCCCAAGGUCUCCCCAAUAUCAUCGGAGGGUCGGACCUGGUGGUACACAACCGAGCGAAGAACUCUGAACUGGAGGAGUGGCUGAGGGAGGCAGCGGAGGACGACCAACAGAAUGAGAGGGAUGAAGCACUUGGAGAUGAUCUCUUCAGAUACAAUCCCAAACCUUCCAAGAGAAGAUGAAGGAAUGAAAGCUUCACUUAAAUCUGCUGAAGUGAAGUCGCUUUGUAAUGCAGUAAAAUUUCUGUUUCAAACGUUGUCUUGUCUCAUAUCGCCUUCAUUGCUAGCAUGAUUUGCAUCAUUGAGCCUGCACCAUGCAAUGCAUUUUUUUUUCCAAAAAUGUAUGUUGCUAAUUUAUGUUGUGUGUGGCUGAUUUCACUUUUUUCCUUUCUCUUCCUUAAUGGGCCCAUAUAAUUUUGCCUGAAGUGUCACUGUUGGCAACUAAGGUAGUACAAUGCGUAUGUGCAUACAAAAACUGGUAAAUAAAUCAAGUUUUUUAAAUCUUUUAUUUGUUCAUAAUAAAAAAGUACUGUUUACAAAACAUUGGGAGUUUUUUUUAUGUGAAAGAGGAGUCUCGUUUUCAUAUCGCAAGCCUCUUCUUGAACAGACAGCAAAAUUAUCAUUGCUACCCAACAGGUGAACUUAAUGAUUACUAUCUGAUAUUAUUUCAAAUGGCCAUUUCUACAUACACCAAUAUAUUUCCUCUUGCCUGUAUAGUCUCUCAUGUAUUACAUUUUCACUGUAUACAGUAGGUUUGAUUCCCCGAUCCUACCAUCUUUCUCUCGACAUGUCUUUGUUGUCUAUGUAAAUAGCAUGGUCAAGUCACUGAAAAUGCAAUAACGCCAUGCAAGGUGCAUAAGAGGAUGCACAAUAUUACCAAGUGGUACACAAUGUCUGUAAUUUAAAUAAACUCAUUUGUAAGUCA
Molecule: messenger RNA, 3304 nt
Organism: Conger conger (European conger)
Lineage: Eukaryota; Metazoa; Chordata; Actinopteri; Anguilliformes; Congridae
Gene: nbn
Product: nibrin
Exons: 16
Coding region: 232-2562 (776 amino acids)
Biological process (GO): double-strand break repair via homologous recombination; telomere maintenance; mitotic G2 DNA damage checkpoint signaling
Cellular component (GO): nucleus; Mre11 complex
Molecular function (GO): damaged DNA binding; protein binding
Source: RefSeq, a predicted model, not a curated record